This is a messenger RNA of Aspergillus tubingensis, 1143 nucleotides long. RefSeq names its product metallophosphatase domain-containing protein. NCBI's taxonomy places the organism in Eukaryota, Fungi, Ascomycota, Eurotiomycetes, Eurotiales, Aspergillaceae. The coding region runs from base 1 to 1143 and encodes 380 amino acids. Gene Ontology annotation, molecular function: hydrolase activity. The transcript has a single exon. The record is from RefSeq and is a predicted model, not a curated record.
AUGUCCACCCCCUUCCAUCGCCGUCCUUUCCCCGACUACUUCCUCUCAUCACCACUAGCAACUCUCAUCUAUCCUCUCCAUCAACUCCUCAACCACCUCCGCGGUCCUCCUCACCUCCCACCCCCAAACGCCCGUCCCAUCCGCGUCGUCUGCAUCUCCGACACCCACACCCUCGAAUACCCCGACAUCCCCGACGGCGAUCUCCUCAUCCACGCCGGCGACCUCUGCAACGAUGGCAGCGCCCGCGAAAUCCAAGCCGCCGUGAACUGGCUGCGCAGUCUCCCUCACCCGCAUAAAGUCGUCAUCUGCGGCAACCACGACAGCUACUUCGACCCGCGAUCGCGUCUCCCCGAAGACCGCAACGAUGCCUCACCUCAAAACACCUCAUCCUCCACAUACGCCACCAUCUCCUCCUCAACCGCCUCCCUCCGCUCCCUAGACGACUACCUAGCCGACGACCCUCAUCCCCGCAUCGACUGGGGCGACAACGACGACAUCCACUACCUCCAACACUCCUCCAUCACCCUCACCUUCCCACCUACCACCUCCACCUCAAGCAUAACAAGCACCACCCCCCUCCGCCCCCGCACCCUAACCAUCUACGGCGCGCCCCAAAUCCCCGCCAUCGUGCCCUUCGGCCCCGAACACGCCUUCACCUACCCCCCACACCACGACGCCUGGUCCAACACCAUCCCCCUCUCCACCGACAUCCUCGUCACCCAUACACCCCCACAAUCACGCCUCGACCUCUCCCCCGUCUACUCCGCCGGCUGUCCGUUCCUCCUCUCCGAGCUCUGGCGCGUACGCCCCGCCCUGCACGUCUUCGGCCACGUGCACGCCGCGUACGGCAUCGAGCGCGUCUUCUACGAUGAGGCCCAGCGCGCGUGGGAGCGACUCUGCGCGUCGAGGAAAUCCCGCGCCCGUCUGUCGAGGUUCAGCUCCCUGUUCGGGUUCCUCCGGGAUCUGUUCGAUCUCUCGGGCUUGGUGGAUUCGGCGAGAGUGGUGAUGUAUGGUGUUUUGGGGGUCGUUUGGGCGAGGGUCUGGGGUGGGGAGAAUAGGGAUGCGGGGUGGGUGGUUAACGCUGCUUGCAUGUAUAGGGAUUCUGGGGUGUUGAGGAAUAAGCCGCAGGUUGUGGUUUUGUAG